Lactuca sativa (garden lettuce) is the source of this 849-nucleotide messenger RNA. Its product is annotated as Acyl-CoA N-acyltransferases (NAT) superfamily protein. Gene Ontology annotation, biological process: N-terminal protein amino acid acetylation. Lineage: Eukaryota; Viridiplantae; Streptophyta; Magnoliopsida; Asterales; Asteraceae. Gene Ontology annotation, cellular component: NatA complex. Gene Ontology annotation, molecular function: protein-N-terminal-glutamate acetyltransferase activity; protein N-terminal-serine acetyltransferase activity. The record is from RefSeq and is a predicted model, not a curated record.
CGAUAGAUUACACUAUUACAGUGUUGUUUUCUCUGUCUCCAAAACAAAACCCUAACCCCUCUUUUCCGAAGAAACGCCACAUCUUCUCAAUCCAAUUUCGAAAAUGGUGUGCAUACGCAAAGCUACCAUAGACGACCUGCUUGCGAUGCAAGCCUGCAACCUCUUCUGUCUUCCUGAAAACUACCAAAUGAAAUACUACUUCUACCACAUUCUCUCAUGGCCCCAGCUCCUCUACGUCGCCGAAGAUUAUGGAGGAAAGAUCGUCGGUUAUGUGCUUGCUAAGAUGGAAGAAGAAACCACCGAGUGUCACGGACACAUCACUUCCCUCGCUGUUCUUCGAACGCAUCGUAAGUUAGGGCUCGCAACCAAGCUCAUGGCUGCUGCUCAGAACGCCAUGGAACAGGUUUUUGGUGCUGAGUAUGUGUCACUCCAUGUGAGGAAGAGUAACAGGGCAGCAUUCAAUUUGUACACAGAGACAUUGGGAUACAAGAUUCAUGACAUGGAGGCUAAAUAUUAUGCAGAUGGAGAAGAUGCAUAUGAUAUGAGGAAAGAACUCAAAGGAAAAACUCUACAUCAACAUCACCACCACCACCACCACCACCAUGGUGGUGGUUGCUGCUCUGGAGAUGCAAAAGCAGAGUGAUGUAGGUACAAUUUUCUAUGAGGAGGGGCAUUUAUGUCAUUUGCAUAGAUGAGAGCAACUCUUUGUCAUGUCUUACUUUUUUGGGGUGGACAAUGAAGAUUGCAUGGCUCUAUAUAUACAGAAUACCAUUUCUGUUUUGUGAUGUUAUUGUGUUAAUUGCAACAUCUGUUAUCUUUGCAUAAAGUAUAAAAUGAAGUCUUUUUAUA